This is a messenger RNA of Striga asiatica, 4018 nucleotides long. Lineage: Eukaryota; Viridiplantae; Streptophyta; Magnoliopsida; Lamiales; Orobanchaceae. The record is from the annotation of a GenBank genome assembly.
GUUUCAAACUAGCCGUUGUGUAUCCGCUGUGUCAACAACUUCAUCUGACGCUCUCAAAUUUCUGUUGCCAGCCUUUUCCCUCACAUCCCCAAAUCAAUCACACCCAUAGUAGGACAAACUCCAAACAGCGAAGCUUUUUGCAAGAACCCUAAAAUAUCGCUGCCCUAACGAGCGGGUUUCUGCGUUUGGACAAAACCCUGCGGCCAUGUUUACUGAAGGGCUGGACGAGAGCGCCAUCAAUUGGAUCAAGAAGGGAGCAGAUGCAGAACAACUUCAAACUCGAACGCCAUUAACCGAGAAGCUAGAUAUGAAAUACCCUCUUCCUAGAUCGCCAUUAGCAUAUGGUUCGAGCAAUUCCCAUGUUCUGCCUCCGUUGAAAUUCCACUCUGGUCUACUGAAACCCCUCAACACUGUCACUCUAAGUGCCGAUAGCAAUGAAGAAGAAUCUGACUAUUACAACGAUGAUAAUUUGGAUGAGAGUGAGAGUGUGGGCUCGGCCCCAAAUGAAUUAUAUGGUAACCAAUCGGAUGAUGAGAUAGUAGAUAUACUGCCGGUCAUAAGGGGGUUUGAAGAUGUGUUUAACGUCAACCCAACAAAAAAACAGAAUGGGUCCACAAUAAAUAGAGGGCUGCUGAAAGAGGAUCUUAGGAUUGAAGUUCCCCCAAGUGUACGAAGAUUCAGCGAGGGGCUGGGCAGUGCAGUUUCAGGUGGAUUUAAAGAGAAAAUACAACCUCGAAGUGCAUAUGGUACUCCCAUUGGUGUGUUGGGUGAAACUGCAGACCUUGGGACUCCAAGUGCACCACCUUUCAUGGAUAUUGGGAAUGUACAUGACUUUGAGAUAGGUGAUGAGAAAAGCAUCAAUGGUCAAAACAAAGAAUUAGAGAAGGUUUUCCCUGGGGCUGAUGUGUUUUCAGAGCAAAGUAAAAAACCUUUGGAAGCUAAAGCAGAAGUUGGUAAAAGGUAUGAUGUAGAAAAACCAGCUAUUGGAAUUGGUUACUCUUUGUACAUGUCCCUUCACCUGCCAGACAUUCUUUGUAGGAUUGAUGAGGAAACGCUUGUGGGAAGAGAAGAUUAUCCUGCACCUGUGUGUAGCGCCAAUUCUGUUAGUCACGUACCAAAUUACCUUGCCAGUGGUCAGAAUGCAUGGCAAGCUCUUAUUGCUUAUGAUGCCUGUAUUCGUUUAUGUCUAAAUUCAUGGGCAAGAGGCUGUGCAGAGGCGCCUGAAUUCUUACGAGAUGAGUGUCAUCUUCUUCGUAAUGCUUUUGGGUUACACAAACUUUUGCUUCAGCCCAGAGGUGUGCAACAAACUGAACGAGAUACUAAGACCAUAGAACAGGCAACAGCUUCAAAAGUGAAAAGGACAGUAGGAAAGAUUCGCGUGGAAGUGAAAAAGCUCCGUAUAGUACCUCAGAGAAGAAAGCUUAAGAACACAAACUCCAUGAGAGGAGCUAUUUACCUACAAGCUGGGGCAGACUAUGUCCGACAUGUUUCAUCUAGAGUGAGACGCAGAAUCAAUUUUCUCAAACACAGUACAUUAUCUUUGACAUGUGAAGAAUCACUUUCAUGCAUGAUUAAUCUUAGAAGUUCAAUGGAAGAUAAUGAAGGGGAACCAUCUUCUGCCAUCAUGAUGCGACCAGGAACUGGUGCAUAUCAUGACUUUUUUCCUGAGACUCAAGGAGAUACUCUGUCACUUGAAGUUCUGGACACUAUGAAAAAUGUUCAAGGUUGUGCCACAAUUCCAGUUUCUUCCCUGACAGAGAAUCCAAAUGAUAGAGUGCGCUGGUGGCCCAUCUAUCACAUCAAUAAUGAAUGUGUCGGCAAGGUCUUGCUCUCAAUUGGAAGUUCAUUUACAACUGAUGAGACAGUGCCUAUGAAGAGUGGAUCAAUAGUGGAGACCCUAGCAUACGAUCUUCUACUGGAGGCUGCCAUGAGGGCGAUACAGUUUCAUGGGCGGAAUUUACGCAUUGAGGGGCCCUGGAAAUGGAUCUUGUCAGAAUUUGCUGACUACUAUGGAGUUUCUGACUCGUACACAAAAUUGAGAUACCUUUCUUAUGUCUUGAAUGUCGCCACUCCAACUAAAGAUUGCUUAGAACUUUUGCAUGAGUUGCUUGUCCCAGUCCUCAAGGCCAGAAGUGAGAGAAACUUAACAAGACAAGAAAAAAGCAUUCUAUUAGAUUGUGAGAAUCAAAUCGAAAGGCUUUUGGCAGAGGUGUUUCAGAACUACAAGUUGCUUGAUGAAAAAUCUGCAACCGGUUUGGCAGAUAUGUCGGCUCCAAUAUCAGAAACUGCAGCACCAGCACUAACUCCGGCCGUUCAAAUAUACACAUUUCUACAUGACAUACUAGCUCAAGAUGCUCAGACUGUGCUGAGAAACUAUCUUGAGGCGGCAGCAAUAAAAAGAUGUAGAAAGCACAUGAUGGAGACAGACGAGCUUGUGUCAAGCAACUCCGAGGGUUUUGUUAUGGAUGCAGAUACGAUAUCUAAAGCCUACAUGAAGAUGAAGAAUCUGGCCAUCAACAUAAGAAAUGAAAUUCACAUUGACAUAAAGAUCCAUAAUCAGCAUAUAUUCCCCAGUUCAAUAGACUUGUCUACCAUCACAUCAACAGUAUACAGCAGAGAAUUGAACAAGAGACUUGGAAGCUUCUUAGCCUCAUGGCCGCCAUCAAGUCCCAUGCAACAUGUGAAUGAACUUGUGAUAGCAUUGUCUGACUUUGAAAGGAGUCUCGAAUCGUGGAAUAUCAGCCCUGUCCAAGGUGGUGUUGACUCCAGAGACUUAUUCCACGGAUACAUCAUGGUUUGGAUACAAGAUCUACAACUCACCUUGCUUGAUCUUUGCAAAGCAGAAAAGGUACCUUGGGCCGGGGUGUGCACAAAAUAUUCAACCUCUCCAUUUGCAGAGGAAAUGUUUGAAAAGAUGUCAAGGAUGCUCAUUGAAUAUGAGGUCGUGAUCAAUCAAUGGCCUCAAUAUACAUUGGUUUUGGAGAACGCGGCUGCAAAUGUGGAAAGGGCGAUAAUUAAAGCUCUAGAGAGGCAAUACCAUGACAUUUUAGCCCCUCUAAGAGAUAGCAUUCCCAAAAAAAUAGGCAUGCAGGUUCAGAAGUUGGCCAGGAGGCAAUCAACAGCAUAUUAUUCCAUUCCGAGCCAGCUCGGAAUUUUUUUGAAUACAGUGAAGAGAAUCCUGGACGUUCUGCACUGUAGGAUAGAGGACAAACUCAAAUUGUGGGCUUCCUAUCAACCUGCAAAUGGAGAUAAUAAAUCCACUUUUGGGGAGCCGAUGAAUGCUAUAACUGUUCUUCUACGAACAAAGUACAAAAACUAUAUUCAAGCUAUUGUUGUCAAGCUGACUAGCAAUAUGCAAGAUAACAGGAGCACUCGUCUUCAGAGAAUCUUGGAGGACACAAAAGAAGCCGAUGGGGAGGCUCAGAUUCGAGAGAGGAUGCAAUUGCUGAGCACACAACUCUCUGACACCAUCUCUAACUUGCAUGAAACCUUCACGAGCCAAAUCUUUGUGGCCGUCUCUCGUGCUUUCUGGGACAAAAUGGGACAAAUUGUGCUGAAGUUUCUGGAAGGGAGAAAGGAGAAUCGGGUCUGGUAUACAGGAUCUUAUCACGCUUUGGGGGUUCUGGAUGACAUAUAUGCAUCCGAGAUGCAGAGGCUGCUGGGGAAUGCACUGCAAGAAAAGGAUUUGGAGCCCCCUCGAUCAAUCACGGAAGCUCGAUCCAUACUGUCGAGAGACACUACCAACAGAAUGGAUUCGUCCUCGUACAUAUAUUUCUAGAUUAUUAACCACUUGAUGCUCCUUUUCCCCAUGUUGCUGUUGUGUUUGUUUUAGCAUGGAAUUUUUUUGAAGUAUAUGAUUCUUUUUGUAUGUAAAACGUUGAUUAAUUCUUUGAUAAUAAGUAAAAGACGUAUCUUUUUUUCCCAGUUAGGCAUAGUAGUGAUUCAAGACAUGUUGCUGUUGUGUUUGUUUUGGCAUGGAGUUAUAUCAUUCUUUUUGUAUGUAAAACGGUGAUUAGUU